Mobula hypostoma (lesser devil ray) is the source of this 3071-nucleotide messenger RNA. RefSeq names its product sushi, von Willebrand factor type A, EGF and pentraxin domain-containing protein 1-like. The record is from RefSeq and is a predicted model, not a curated record. NCBI's taxonomy places the organism in Eukaryota, Metazoa, Chordata, Chondrichthyes, Myliobatiformes, Myliobatidae. The transcript is spliced from 19 exons. Bases 97 to 2253 code for a protein of 718 amino acids. Gene Ontology annotation, cellular component: plasma membrane. Gene Ontology annotation, biological process: negative regulation of complement activation, classical pathway; T cell mediated immunity.
UUGACCAAAGAUGGCGCCGCCGUACCUGUCACAGCGGGAAGGCUCAGACGUCCGUUGGGUCGCUCGUGCGCGAGGCGGGGGGAAGCCGGGCGGGAGAUGGCGCUGCGGCUUCUGCUCGCGAUGCUAACGGCGGCGGGGGCGGCGGGUGAUUGUGGCAGACCUCCAGAGCUGGAAAAUGGAUCUCCAUUUAAUGAAUCUGUUUCUGAGAUGGCAUUUGAAGUGGGGACAGUGAUUAAUUACAGAUGUGAUUCAGGUUAUGUAUUCAAGGAAGAUUCAUUAUUGGGUUCAAGAUCUGUUACUUGCAAGGACGAUUCAACUUGGACACCAUUGCAGGUGAAAUGUGAAGUGAAGAACUGUGGUAAUACAGGAGAGAUAAUACAUGGAUAUUCUCGGGCACCAAACACAACUUUUCGAAGUAAAGCUGUUUUUUAUUGUGAUUCAGGAUACCUGUUGGUGGGUAGGAACUACCAGUUAUGCACAGCUGACGGUUGGAGUGGUCAAAUUCCAACAUGCGAAGCUGUCACAUGUGCUAAUCUUUCACCCAUUAGUAAUGGAGAGGCUCCAUCACCACCCUACGGAGAGCACUGGGAGUAUGGAAUGGUCGCAAAAUAUUCUUGUGAUAAGAAGUACUCAUUGAUUGGUACAGAGAGACUUGUUUGUACAGAGACUGGAGAGUGGAACAACCCACCACCAAAAUGCAAAGCUGUUCUGUGUCAUCCUCCUAACUUGCCAGAGAAUGGGCAGAUAGAGGCAGGAUUCGGCCCAACAUACACCUUUGGGGAGACUAUCAGCUACAGCUGUGCUGAGGGUUUUCAAAUGGUCGGCGAGAGUAUGAUAGAAUGUAGAGAGAACAACACAUUUGUACCAGGACCCCCCUCCUGCAAGCCCAUCACAUGUGCAGACCUUCCACCGAUUAAUAACAGUCUAGCUCCAUUACCAUCCUAUGGACAGCACUGGGAAUACAGAAUGGUUGCAAAAUUCUCCUGCAGUGCAGGCCAUUCAUUGAUUGGUGCAGACAAACUUGUUUGCACAGAGACUGGGGAAUGGAACAACACACCACCAGAAUGCAAAGCUGUUCUUUGUCAUCCUCCUGACUUGCCAGCAGAUGGCCAGAUAGAGGCAGGAUUCGGUCCGACAUACUCAUAUGGGGAGACUAUCAGCUACAGCUGUGCUGAAGGUUUUCAGAUGGUCGGCGAGAGUGUGAUAGAAUGUAGAGAAAACAAUACAUUUGUUCCAGAACCUCCCUCUUGCAGACCUGUUCAAUGUCAUCGUCCUGAGCAGAUAGCAGAUGGCCAGAUAGAGGCAGGAUUCGGUCCGACAUACUCCUAUGGGGAGACUAUCAGCUAUAGCUGUGUUGAAGGCUUUCAGAUGGUCGGCAAGAGUGUGAUAGAAUGUAGAGAAAACAAUACGUUUGUACCAGAACCUCCCUCCUGCACACUGAGGAACUGCAGUAAUCCAGGAGAAAUAGUGAAUGGAUAUAUUCAGGCACCAAAUACAACUUUUGGAAGUAGAGCUACUUUUUCCUGUAAAACAGGAUAUCAGCUGGUGGGACGGAGCUACUUGUUGUGUGCUGCUGAUGGAUGGGAUGGACAAAUCCCGACAUGUGUAGCUAUCAGAUGCGCUCCUCUUCCACCAAUUAGCAAUGGGAUAGCUCCGUCACCACCCAGCGGAGAACAGUGGGAGUAUGGAAUAGUCGCAGUGUACUCCUGUGAUGCAGGCUAUUCAUUACAAGGUGCAGUCAAUCUCACUUGUAGAGAGACUGGAGAGUGGAACUGGACUCCUCCAAUGUGUAUAGCGAAGAACUGUGGAUAUCCAGGAGAGAUAGUGAAUGGAUAUUCUGUGGCAGCAAAUACUACCUUUGGAAGUAGAGCCAUUUUUUAUUGUAAAAAAGGAUUCCUGAUGGUGGGAAAGAACUACCGAGUAUGUACUGCUACAGGUUGGGAUGGUAAAGUCCCAGUGUGUAAAGAAAUAAAGUCAACACCAGUGAAGGUUGCUAAGUUUGCAGAGCCUAGGCUGAAGCUCUCCCAAGUUGAAGCUCGAAAGAAGUCAGGCUUUGAAACUGCUGGCAUUGUCAUCGUCUGCAUUAUAGUCUUCUGCUUUGCUGUUGGUAUUAUUGCUGGAUUAUUCCAGUAUAAGAAAAGGUGCUGGCUGUCCAGACUGCGUAAAACCCACAAGAAAAUUCGCAUUAAACCUCAGCCCAGUCAAAGCAAAGGGGAGGCCCAUUUUGAUGAAUACUCUGAUCAUCCAACCUGAUCUUAAUGAAAGAAAUCCUCUGGUAAAGGUCAAAAUCCUGUAGUGCAAACUGCUGGCAACAUUCUAAUUCGUUAAUGUCAUCUCCAUGGAAAUUAACUCAAACAUUUUCCUUACAGUGUGUUGUGAAACACACAUUGGGUUGAGAGUUGGAGUUGUUUAGAGGUUUCAGGUUUAAUAUGUUUAAAAAGGCAGAUGAACAGUAUUUUUUUUAGAUGAACAGUAUUUGAUCACAGUUGUGUUUGCAAGGGUGUUAGUCAGGUCCCAAGUGAACUGUUAGUACUGAUUGGUGGUCCGAUGAGGUUUACUUUCAAGAACUUGCAUAAUCUGUUUCAGCGUGAUUCUGUGUUCCCUUUCAGUUUCCAAUGAAUAUGUUCAGUACCGAAUGUUGAAGCCUUAAAAUGACCAACUCACUUGUUAACAUCCCACUAUUUUCUUGUGGUAUGGUUCACCUAAAGUUAGACUGUUCUAUAACCUCCGUUUAGGUCUCACUGUUCCAACAUGACAUCUAAGUGCUUCUUACAUUAUCGUACUGUAUUGAGUCAAGUUUGGAAUGAGAUCUUUGGACCUAUUUACUGAUGGACAGUUUGACAAUGAGAUCAUCUAUAACAUAAACAGCUUUUUCACUGAGAAGAUAAUUGAUUAUAAAUUUAUACACAUAACAUCUGAUUUUAAGUGUUAUCGGAACUGUUUGGUGUUAAUUUCUGAUCUUGCGUUACUGUUCAGUGUUUGGGUACCAACCAGAUUUGAUUAAAUUUUGUAUGAAAUGUUGUUGUUUUUGAAAUCUGAGAAAGAUCUACUUAUUUGAAUGUUUUGUCUCA